UCACUGAAUCACUCUCUUCCUCUUUAAGGGAAUACCAUUUUUCCACUGUGGUGAUGAAUUACUACGCUCAAAAUCAAUGGAUCGUGAUUCAUACAACUCUGGUGAUUGGUUCAACAGACUCGACUUCACUUACAUGACAAAUAAUUGGGGCGUUGGCCUUCCUCCAAAAGAGAAGAAUGAAUACAAUUGGCCUCUAAUAAAACCAAGACUGGCCGAUCCCUCCUUCAAACCUAGUAAAAGUCACAUUCUUGCUGCUGUGGAAAAUUUUACAAAUCUGUUACAAAUCAGAUACUCUUCACCACUUUUUCGUUUGAAGACAGCUAAUGCUAUCCAGAAACGGGUCCGUUUCCACAAUACAGGCACGUCGCUUAUACCUGGAGUCAUAGUGAUGAGCAUUGAAGAUGGGCAGGAAGGCAUUCCUGGGUUAACCCAGCUGGAUCCCAUUUACUCCUACAUUGUUGUUGUGGUUAAUGCACGCCCAUCUGAGAUUUCAUUUCCUUGUCCUGCAUUGCGCGCAAGAACUCUCCAAUUACAUCCCAUUCAGUUGAUGUCAACCGAUCCAAUGGUUAAAAAUUCAGCUUACGAGCCAUCCACAGGAUGCUUCAUGGUGCCCUCAAGAACCACAUCAGUAUUUGUGGAGCUACGGUAGCAUGAGUAGCCUCAUCCUCCGGAAUGGUACUCCCUUAUUCUUAUUCCAUUUCAAAGUGUGAUGAAUAUAAAUUCAUCAUAGCACUAUAUGUUAAAUCAAAAAGUCUAAGUUCAUAGAUAAUUUUUUAAUAUAUAUGUCACAAGAAACUCAAUAAGUGUCCUGCCAAUACUAUAAAAAGACAAUCACAAUAAGAGUUGGAAUACAAGUCCUCUUACUCUAAUGUUAUGUCACAUCAUGAAAUUUAUCAA
This is a messenger RNA of Cucurbita pepo subsp. pepo (vegetable marrow), 897 nucleotides long. The record is from RefSeq and is a predicted model, not a curated record. NCBI's taxonomy places the organism in Eukaryota, Viridiplantae, Streptophyta, Magnoliopsida, Cucurbitales, Cucurbitaceae.